GUCACAUACUGGAUGCUCUAUUAUAUUAGCCUUUGUCUUACUUUAACUUUUUGUGUGUGCUGAUUCGUACAUUUUUGUUCCUCAUGCUAGAUCCGUGUUAAAUUGCUCCUGGCUUGUGAAAGAUCUGGCCUCUCAAACGCAUCACUGUUUCAUGGUGUGUGAAGAUAACCCAGAAAAUUAAAGGAGUUUCAAAAGAGAAUUUGCAGAGGAUGCUCUAGGAAAAGUCUGAGUACUGAAGACAGUGAGAACCAUGGACCAGAACAACAGCCUUCCACCUUAUGCUCAGGGCUUGGCCUCUCCACAGGGUGCCAUGACUCCUGGAAUUCCCAUCUUUAGUCCAAUGAUGCCUUAUGGCACUGGACUUACUCCACAACCUAUUCAGAACACCAAUAGUCUGUCUAUUUUGGAAGAGCAACAAAGACAGCAGCAGCAGCAGCAACAGCAGCAGCAGCAGCAGUCUGUAGCAACUGCAGCAGCCUCAGUACAGCAAUCUACAUCUCAGCAAUCCACACAGGGUGCCUCAGGCCAGACUCCACAGCUCUUCCAUUCUCAAACUCUGACCACUGCACCAUUGCCAGGCACCACCCCCUUGUACCCUUCACCAAUCACCCCCACCACCCCUAUCACUCCUGCCACACCAGCCUCUGAGAGCUCUGGGAUCGUACCACAGCUGCAAAAUAUUGUAUCCACGGUGAAUCUUGGAUGUAAACUUGACCUAAAGACCAUUGCACUUCGUGCCCGAAAUGCUGAAUAUAAUCCCAAGCGGUUUGCUGCUGUCAUCAUGAGAAUAAGAGAGCCAAGGACAACUGCGCUGAUUUUCAGUUCUGGGAAAAUGGUGUGCACAGGAGCCAAGAGUGAAGAACAAUCCAGACUAGCAGCAAGAAAAUACGCUAGAGUUGUGCAGAAGUUGGGCUUUCCAGCUAAGUUCUUAGACUUCAAGAUCCAAAACAUGGUGGGGAGCUGUGAUGUGAAGUUCCCCAUAAGGCUGGAAGGCCUUGUGCUGACCCACCAGCAGUUCAGCAGCUAUGAGCCAGAAUUAUUUCCUGGAUUAAUCUACAGAAUGAUCAAACCCAGGAUUGUUCUCCUUAUUUUUGUUUCUGGAAAAGUUGUAUUAACAGCCAGGAAAUGCCAUUUCCUGUUCCACAGCCAGUUUGGACCUCUACCUAACCUGAACCCCUGGAGUCCAACAGACCAGUGGCUACCAAUACAACCUUUAGUGUUGGUAACAUGUGUCAGAAUACAACUUUGAUACCAAGUCAAACAAGCUGAAAUUCAAUUUCACAAUUUUGAUGAAUUGGGGAGACAUUAAUUAAUUAAUGACACUUACUGACAUUAAUGGCCAGGAUGCAUAAAGAAUGUACAUUCCCUCAGACUGAUGUUCUCUCAAGUUCAGAAGCAAAGCAUUAAUGACUUAGGGGGCCCUUAAAAUACUCCACAGGUAACCGCCUCCCACCCCCCCAUCCCUUGUCUCCUUCCCAACCACUUUCUCCUUGCAGCCCAAACCAAUUCUCAGCUAGGAUACAGUAACAGCAAAGAAACAUUUUGAAAAUCUUAUCUUGAACAUCCACAAAAAUAGAAAUACUAUAGUUGUCAAGUACUAAGAAUCAGUUCAAAGCUAAUUUCGAUUUCCCCUGUCACUUCAUUUUAUCUAUAAUUUUUGAUGAUUAAGUUUCUGUUUUUCAGAACCAGGGACUAAAUCUAGAGCCUGGUACACCACGCUGGGCAAAAUGCCCUACACUGAGUUCUAACCUCCACCAUGAGAUCUAGAUGAGAUUUCAUUCAGGCUUACUUUGAACUCAUUUGGUAGCCCUAGAAGGCCCCAGACUUAGAACUCUCCUGCCUUAAGCCUCCUGAGUAGCUGGGAUUGUAAAUUUGUACCACUAAAAUCCACUGACAACUGAAUUCUUUUGCUUGGUGUGGGUGGGUGUGGUUUUUUGAGACAGGGUUUCUCUGUGAAAUAGCCUUGGCUGUCCUGUAGACUAGGCUGGCCUUGAACUCACAGAGAUCCACCUGCCUCAGCCUCCAAAGUGUUAGGAUUAAAGGUGUGAUAACUGAAUUCUCAACUGUUGACAUCUUCAAUUUCUGAUAACCACUUUCUUUAUUUCCUCCCUAGUUCUGUAAUCAACUACCUCUCUAAACAGAUCAUUUUAUAGCUGUGUAGUACCAACUACAAAUAAGAUGACCUAAUGAUUUCUAAAAAUUUUAAAACGAUUUUUAAAAAUCUAAGGAUUUUUAAAUCUUUGUUGUAGAUAAAGUAUUUGUGAGUUGCUUGCAUCUUCCAAUAAAAAUUCAGACCUACUUUUUGCAAAUCUGUAUAUUAUUCUUUUCCCAGACCUAAUACAUCAAUUUACUCAAUAAAAUAACAGCAGUCAGAUGUAAAAUGAUAUAACACCUAUAAUAUUUGCACUCAGGAGGUGGAGGCAGAGGCAAGAGGAUGAGUUCAGGGCUAGCUUGGCCUAUAUGAGGACCUGUCUCCAAAUUUCAAGAAAGACAUGCUCAUUGAAUGUAGAGAUCUACUGAAAAAUCACUGGUUUGAAGUCGUGUAGAAUUAAGUGGUUACAUAAUUCAACUGUUUACUUUUAUGAUUGCUUCUUAUAUAAUGCUCAUUCAUAUAAAUGACUGCCAGGUCCUACAGUCACAAAUCUUGAGCACACCAUCCCUCUCAUUAACUUCCUUUCUGAAAGAAUACUUUUUCAUGACUUGCCACUUGUAAAAACAUGAGCAGCAGUAUACACAUGAAUACACACAUCACAGUUACAAAUCCAGGCAGUUCUAUUGGCAUCCAAACCUAGAUUCCUGGAAAGAGCAGCAAGUGCUCUAAACCUCUGAGGCAUAUCUCCAGCCCUGCAUCCUUACCUUUUAACACAAGGCAUUUUACUGGUUGAGCGUUCUGUGGGCUUCCUCCUGAGAAUAAACCUGACUUACUAAGUGCCA
Messenger RNA from Cricetulus griseus (Chinese hamster), 2934 nucleotides. The record is from RefSeq and is a predicted model, not a curated record. Lineage: Eukaryota; Metazoa; Chordata; Mammalia; Rodentia; Cricetidae.